AUGUUCGUCUCCCGCUCGCGCGAGUCGCGAGUCCUAUCCGUUCAGUGGGCCAAAGAAGUAGAUGCCUACAUAUUCGGAAACCUCAAUGUUUUCAAGGUGCUCAACAUUCAGCUUCUCAUCCUCUCCAUGUUUCAAAACUUUGCCUACAGGCAGUUCGGCAAGAUGUGGCUGCUCAUCAGCAUGGCCGCGAGGUUAGCAGUCUCAUUCCAGCUUAACGACGAGAGACCGGCGUCCGAAAAUGAUCCCACCGCUACGCUAAUCAAGCGAGAGUGCGAGCGGCGGCUGGUGUGGCAUGUGUGGAGUAUGGAUAAGAUGCUCUCAGCGGGUCUGGAUGAGUUCACCUCGUUGCCAGAUCGAUUAACAAAGAGAAUCGUCAUAGAUAGCCACUCAGACCACUCCCCAGACGCAGUCUCCAAAGCAGUCACAACCAUGAAAGACCUACGAGACCGAUUAAGAUCCUUCCUCAAAAACACACCAAAACACCUGCAACUGAGCGAACUCAACAUGUUCUCCCAUUCAACUACAUCAGAGUUCUCAUCUUACCUCACGCUUAAUUCGUGGUACCUUCAGUGCGCCUGCGACCUCUUCCGCGUCGCCCUGCCAGCCGCGUACAGGGAGAGCGCAUCGCCGAAAUUCCUCGCGAGCGCUCCACCAGCCUUUGUAUCCGAGUGGCGCGCACUUGCGGUAUCUCACGCUCUACGUCAGGCGAGACUAUGGGAGCAUCUCCAGAAGCUCCGAGCCAAGGGCGCCCUGCAAUCGAAGCAGACGCGUAUCCCUCUCCGUCUGGGGUACGGCAGCAUGGUGCAUCAGUGUACCAAGACCCUCCUCACGGCGCGACGGUGCAAGCUAUACGAUGGCCUUGUCGACCCGAUUACUGGCGAAACUGCAGAGCUCAAUGACGAGGCCGUGGAGGCCUUGUGCCAGAGCAACAUCACCUUGCUGGACGACAUGGCCAAGAUCGCACCCAUCAUCGCGGUACUACAGCAAGACGUCGAAAAGAUGGUUGAAGCCGAUAAAGACAGAAGACAAAACGAUGCAGAGACGCAAGAGCUCGCGCCAGUCAGUAGCGAAGUCCAGCGGAACAACCUGCUGAGCAGAUAUCACCCGUUAUCUCAGAGCUUCGAUAGCAACGCGAAGACGGCGGACGAAGUCGCGCUACAGCACUCUGACCCUCCUCAAACGCCUUCGAUCCUCCAGGCCUCAGAAACGACGGACAUGACCAUGACGGACUCUGUCGAUAUCUACCCGGCCUCUCUAGCCAGCGCGGCUGGUCUCAACGACAUUGGCUCCAGUCUGGCUGGACCGCUUACCUGGUCCGGCUUUGCAGAAAACCAGCUGGCACCUGAUUACUUUGUAGCCCCUUCGCAGUUUGACAUGAGCGGUGAGCUAAGCUGGUUUCUAUCGGGCUACAUGGAUCCGGAUCCCGCCAGUGUCUGA
This is a messenger RNA of Colletotrichum fioriniae, 1437 nucleotides long. The record is from RefSeq and is a predicted model, not a curated record. NCBI's taxonomy places the organism in Eukaryota, Fungi, Ascomycota, Sordariomycetes, Glomerellales, Glomerellaceae.